Ostertagia ostertagi is the source of this 2328-nucleotide messenger RNA. The record is from the annotation of a GenBank genome assembly. Lineage: Eukaryota; Metazoa; Nematoda; Chromadorea; Rhabditida; Trichostrongylidae.
AUGUCUGACGACAAGGGCGAAACCUUUGCAUUCCAAGCUGAGAUUGCUCAGCUUAUGAGCUUGAUUAUUAACACUUUCUACAGCAACAAGGAAAUCUUUUUGAGAGAACUAAUCUCGAACUCCUCCGAUGCGUUGGAUAAAAUUCGAUAUAAGUUUUCAGAGAUGUCUGACGACAAGGGCGAAACCUUUGCAUUCCAAGCUGAGAUUGCUCAGCUUAUGAGCUUGAUUAUUAACACUUUCUACAGCAACAAGGAAAUCUUUUUGAGAGAACUAAUCUCGAACUCCUCCGAUGCGUUGGAUAAAAUUCGAUAUCAGGCUCUUACCGAACCAGGAGAGCUGGAUACUGGAAAGGAACUUUACAUCAAAAUUAUUCCAAAUAAGGAAGACAAAACCCUCACUAUUAUUGAUACUGGUAUCGGAAUGACGAAGGCGGACCUCGUCAACAACUUGGGAACAAUCGCCAAAUCAGGGACGAAGGCUUUCAUGGAGGCACUGCAGGCUGGUGCUGAUAUCUCCAUGAUCGGACAAUUUGGUGUCGGUUUCUACUCAGCAUUCCUUGUCGCGGACCGUGUUGUGGUCACGUCAAAACAUAACGAUGAUGACUGCUACCAAUGGGAAUCCAGCGCUGGUGGCUCAUUCGUAGUUAGGGCUGUUAAUGACCCAGAAGUAACUCGUGGUACUAAGAUCACCAUGCACAUCAAGGAGGACCAGACCGAGGUGUUGGAGGAACGCCGUAUCAAGGAGAUUGUAAAGAAGCAUUCCCAGUUCAUUGGCUAUCCAAUCAAACUUGUCGUAGAAAAGGAGCGUGAGAAGGAAGUUGAGGAUGAUGAAGCAGAAGAGACGAAGGAAGAGGCCAAGGAAGGCGAGGUUGAGAAUGUUGGCGAGGACGAGGAUGCUGACAAGAAGAAAAAGAAGACUAAGAAGAUCAAGGAAAAGUAUCAUGAAGACGAAGAGCUGAACAAGACUAAGCCAAUUUGGACUCGCAAUCCCGAUGACAUUUCUAACGAAGAGUAUGCGGAGUUCUACAAGAGUCUGUCCAAUGAUUGGGAAGAUCACCUUGCAGUGAAGCAUUUCUCGGUUGAGGGCCAGCUGGAGUUCCGUGCUCUUCUCUUUGUUCCUCAGCGUGCUCCGUUUGAUCUCUUCGAGAAUAAGAAGAACAAGAACUCGAUCAAGCUGUAUGUUUUAUUUCUUUUGCUUUGCGUCUAUACUGUUUUUGGUUUCAAACCCAAUGUGUUGUUUAGGUACGUGCGACGAGUAUUCAUCAUGGAGAACUGUGAGGAACUGAUGCCCGAAUAUCUUAACUUCAUCAAGGGUGUUGUAGACUCUGAAGAUCUCCCGCUCAACAUUUCUAGAGAAAUGCUCCAGCAAAGCAAGAUCUUGAAGGUCAUCCGCAAGAACCUCGUGAAGAAAUGUCUCGAACUCUUCGAAGAAAUUGCCGAGGACAAAGACAACUUUAAGAAGUUCUACGAACAAUUUGGAAAGAACAUCAAGCUCGGUAUCCAUGAAGAUUCGACCAACCGCAAGAAGAUGGCUGAUUUCCUACGCUACUACUCGUCAUCAUCUGCUGAUGAGCCUACUUCGCUGAAAGAUUACGUCUCGCGCAUGAAGGACAAUCAGACUCAGAUCUAUUACAUCACUGGAGAGUCCAAGGAUGCUGUCGCCAACUCCGCAUUCGUGGAGCGUGUUCGCAAUCGUGGAUUCGAAGUUCUGUACAUGGUUGACCCAAUUGAUGAGUACUGCGUGCAGCAACUGAAGGAGUACGAAGGAAAGAAGUUGGUGUCGGUAACGAAGGAGGGACUCGAACUUCCUGAGUCUGAGGAUGAGAAGAAGAAGUUCGAGGAGGAUAAGGUCAUCAAGGACAUUCUCGAGAAGAAGGUUGAGAAGGUUGCCGUUUCAAACCGACUCGUCCAUUCUCCAUGCUGCAUUGUCACUUCUGAGUAUGGAUGGUCGGCGAACAUGGAACGUAUCAUGAAGGCGCAAGCGCUUCGAGACUCAUCAACCAUGGGUUACAUGGCAGCUAAGAAACAUCUCGAGAUCAACCCUGACCAUGCUAUUAUGAAGACUUUACGCGAGAGGGUCGAGGUUGACAAGAAUGAUAAGACUGUGAAAGAUCUUGUUAUCCUGCUCUUCGAGACUGCUCUGCUGUCGUCCGGAUUCACAUUGGAAGAACCGCAGUCCCAUGCGUCACGAAUUUAUAGAAUGAUCAAGCUUGGUCUCGAUAUUGGAGAUGAUGAGGACGAGGAAAUCCCUGCCGCUUCUUGUGCGGCCGAGGUCCCUAAAGUCGCCGGUGCUGAGGAGGAUGCUUCCCGAAUGGAGGAGGUCGACUAG